AUGAGCGAAAUUUCCGAAUUUGCAAAGCCUUUUCCCCAUCGAUCAGGGAACAUAGCGAAGAUCCAAUACGUAGUAAACUGGGAUGAACUUGGCGUUGAAGCAGCGAAUCGGUACUUGAACCUCACAAGGGUGAUGUAUGAUUACAUGACUCCGUUUGUUUCUAAGAACCCCAGGGAAGCAUUUCUGAACUACAGGGAUUUGGACAUUGGUUUCAACGGCCAUGGUAAGAAUGCUUACGUUGAAGGAAUGGUUUAUGGGCACAAGUAUUUCAAGGAGACGAAUUACAAGAGGCUAACGAUGGUGAAGACGAGGGUUGAUCCUACAAAUUUCUUUAGGAAUGAGCAAAGUAUCCCAACUCUGUCAUCUUGA
Lactuca virosa is the source of this 369-nucleotide messenger RNA. The record is from the annotation of a GenBank genome assembly. NCBI's taxonomy places the organism in Eukaryota, Viridiplantae, Streptophyta, Magnoliopsida, Asterales, Asteraceae.